Molecule: messenger RNA, 1506 nt
Organism: Notolabrus celidotus (New Zealand spotty)
Lineage: Eukaryota; Metazoa; Chordata; Actinopteri; Labriformes; Labridae
Product: galectin-4-like
Exons: 15
Coding region: 193-1416 (407 amino acids)
Molecular function (GO): carbohydrate binding
Source: RefSeq, a predicted model, not a curated record
UGCCGCUCCUCUGCCGGGGUCAAAGGUUAAAUUCGUACCUCCAAAGUAAAUAAAGUGAUGCAGACCUGGGUUUGGUACCCGGCUCGGUCCCUCCCCUCAUCGCUGUAUAAAACGAGUCCUCCAGCAUAGACCAGCUCCCGACUGAACCCUCCUGACUCUCUGCCUCUCCAUCUCUCCGACUACACCGCUGCCAUGUUCGUCGCUCCUCCUGGAUACCAGCCGGUCUACAACCCUAGUAUUCCUUAUCUGGGUCCGGUUCAUGGAGGCCUGAGGGACGGAUCAUCCAUCUACAUCCAGGGGUCCAUACCUAAAGACAUAACCAGGUUUUUUCUUAACCUGCUCUGCGGGCCGUCUGAGUCCAGCGACGUGGCGCUCCACUUUAACCCUCGCUUCGACGGCUGGGACAAGGUGGUCUUCAACUCUAAGCAGAAUGGAUCCUGGGAGUCAGAGGACAAGAUUCGUGAUAUGCCCUUCUCGCAGGGAAAGGCCUUUGAAAUGGUCAUCGUGGUCACUUCCAAGGGUUACCAGAUUAAAGUCAACGGGAAAGACUUCCACACCUUCAAACACCGCCUCCCCGUGGAGAGAGUCUGUGGGAUGCACAUCGCAGGAGACGUUUCCAUCCAGACGAUUAACGUCAUAGGGGGAGGAAUGGGAGGAGGACAUGGAGGUGGAAUGGGAGGACAUGGAGGAGGAAUGGGAGGAGGACAUGGAGGUGGAAUGGGAGGACAUGGAGGAGGAAUGGGAGGAGGACAUGGAGGUGGAAUGGGAGGACAUGGAGGAGGAAUGGGAGGAGGAUACCCAGGAGGUGGCAUGGGGGGAGGGCAUCCAGGGUGCCCAGGAGGAGGGAUGGAUGGAGGGAUAGCAGUGAGCAGUAUGGGAGGAGGAAUGGGUCAGGGAGGAUAUCCAGGAGGCGGCUCAGGGGGAGGAUAUCCAGGAGGCAUGGGAGGCGGUAUGGGGGGAGGAUACCCAGGAUCAAAUCUACCGGGAAUGGGUGGCCAGCCUGUCCAUAACCCUCCUGUUCCGUACUCAGUCAAGAUCCCAGGAGGGAUGUUCCCUAAAAGGACUGUUGUCAUCAGAGGCAUGGUGCCCUAUGGAGCCAAAAGAUUGAGCAUCAACUUCAUGGUGAGCAGUUCUCGGGAUGUUGCCUUCCACAUAAACCCCCGGGUGAAGGACGGGGUGGUGGUGAGGAACAGUAAGAUGGGAGGUAACUGGGGCCAGGAGGACAGAGAGCUCAGCAGGAACCCCUUCGUGGAGGGACAGUACUUUGAUAUGUCCAUCCGCUGCGGGAAUCAGAGGUUCAAGGUGUUUGUAAAUGAGCAGCACUUGUUUGACUUCUUCCACCGCAUGCAGUCCUUCAAUGACAUCGACACGCUGGAGAUCGCGGGCGACGUGCAGAUUUCCUACAUCCACUUUUAGGAGAACUGAACUUCUGGAUUGUGAUUCAGCUCUUUUAAAUCGUCACCAGAAUAUGUGAUGCACAGGAAUAAACACAAACAUUAAAAAUCA